This is a messenger RNA of Cuscuta epithymum, 2888 nucleotides long. The record is from the annotation of a GenBank genome assembly. NCBI's taxonomy places the organism in Eukaryota, Viridiplantae, Streptophyta, Magnoliopsida, Solanales, Convolvulaceae.
CCAUCUUCCUCCCCUUCCCUUCUCUCUACUCCCCUCAAAGUCUUCCCUUCCCUGACUCUCAAACUCCCAAACAUACCCUUAGGGAAUUAGGGAAAUUUAGGUGAUUUAGCCAUUUAGGAAUCACUGAGGCACAGAAGACUAGACUCAGUUCACUCAAUCCCUCAGUUAAGAACUUCAGGUUUGCUAGCAGGCACAGGUGCACAGAGAAAUGGUAGAGCAGUUCCAAUUUCAGGUUUAGACUUUCGGCUUUUGUGCUUUUGGGCAUUUGCCACUUUGACUUUUAGUUACUUUUAAUACUCGGUCUCAACGAAUAGUAAGUCGGCAAACCCGACUCAGUAUUCCACCUAAGGUUUUCGCCUAUACUUGGCAUUCGCCGGUCCUCAUGCUCUCUAUCCGACCAUCAUGGCUGAUCUCCUUGUCGCCACCCAUAUGUGAUUGCCGAAAGACUAAAAUCCUUGUUUCUCUAAUAAGGAAUUUGAGAAUACUCCCUAUUGUGACAGCCAUGUCUCAUUAGAUUGGGAAUUCUAGAGUUCUAUUGCACAACUUUCAGUUGACUAAAUAUGGGAAGUUGUCGGGUCUGCAAGAAUUGUGGAGCAAGAGGGGAGUCCAUUGUUACAGAUUAUGAAACUGGCGAUAUAGUUUGCACAUCAUGUGAUGUUGUUCAAGACUAUGAGCAAUUUCAGGCCCAUAUUGGAGGCAUUAAUGGGCCUGCUGGAACCUAUGUUCGUGUUGGUACAACAGGCAUUGGAAACAAUUACAGUUACAGAGAGACCAAAAUUUACGAAGCAAAAAAGGUGAUUGAUGAAUUGAUGUACAAGUUUGGGCUUUCAGAAACCAAAACUAAUGAGGUUAACCUUAUGGUUAGGAAAAUCACCGAGGAGGAAUACGGCAAUGGGAGAUGGUUUUCCGUGUUGGUCGGCGCGUGCUCUUAUGUUGUCAUGAGGAGGGAUUCCAAGGUCUUGACAAUGGAGGAAGUCGGGAAAUCAGUCGGGUGUGACAUUUUCGAGAUGGGUAGGAUGGUUAAACGCGUUGUUGACUUUCUAGAUCUUGAAUUGCCCGAGUUCAAUCUCGUCAAUUCCUUUGAACUUGCGAUUGCCAAUUCCCCUAGCUUGAGCGAGGUUCCUGAGGAUACAAUCUCAAGGAUGUUGAAGCAGGGGACAUUUUUGGUACAAUGUUUGAUCAAUUGGUCUGUGACAACUGGACGGCGACCAAUGCCAAUUGUUGCGGCUGUGUUGGUGUUCGUCUCAGAGCUAAACCAAACCCCGAUAAAAAUUGAUGAUGUGGCAAACGAGUUAGAUGUGGUGCUCCAUACUUGUAAGUUACGGUAUAAAGAACUUCUGGAGAGGCUUGUUAAGGUUGCUAAAAUGGCCUUGCCCUGGGGGAAGGAUGUGAAUAUGAAAAACAUAAUGACAAAUGCUCCAUCUGUGAUUCAGUACCUCGAGUUGAAGUCAAUGUCAAACCACAAUAAGGAGGGAAAUCAUUCCAAAUGUGGAGAUGUUGAUGAUUUUAAUAACUUGCUUAAUGAUUGCUUAAGUGAAGAAAAAUUCUAUUGUUAUGACGAUAAUGUCCCUGAAAAAGAUUCACGGUAUUUUCAAGCUGGAAAUGUUGAGAUUCAGGAAACAUCCCUCCUUUCUUCCGAGUCAUUGUCUAUAAUUCAUUCGGAACUAAAGAACGCGGUGUCUUCGGAACUUAAGAACGCGGCGUCUGUAGCUAUGGUGGGCCAACAUGCAAGUGCGGGGAAAAGGGCGAAAGAAUAUGGCAUUCUUACUUUAAGGGACUGGUGGAAGGGGGAGUCCGAACUUAGCAGAAAGCUCCAUCUAGAGGAAAUAUUGGAAAAGAACUUAGGAUUAGAUGCCACACCCCCUUCAUUUGAUAAGGGUUGUUUGGUGUAUGAAAGGAGAAAUGAGAAGAUAAAAGCUGCUAAGUUAAGGAUCCGUAGGACUAUGUAUGGUCCUUCAAGGGCAGAUGAUCAAAAUGAUGUUUCUGAUUUAGUCAUUGGUAAAAAAGGGAAUAAGAGAAAGAGGGAAAUGGGAUCUGAUUUAGAUUGGGAAGAUUUCAUCAUUGAAACUCUUCUUCUUCAUAAGGUUAGAGAAGAAGAUAUUGAGACGGGGCAUUACAAAGCUUUGCUGGGAUUGCAUGUAUUCAAUGGUGCAAGCUGAGGAUUUUAACUCAUCAUGUUGUUGUAGAUGGAUAACAGCUUUUUGCUGAUAGACAACUUGUGACGAUAUUUCCAGGUCCUAAUUAUUCUCGGGAGUUUGAUAAAGCAGGUGCCAUGAUGAGCAUUGAUCAGACUUUGAUGUGCUCUUUUAGAUAUUAAAGCCUACUGAAAAGAAGCCAAAGUUUGGAUUUGGCAGCACAAUGAUGACUAAAUCAGUUAUUUAUUGGUAGAGGCUGAUGAAAAUGUGGGCAGACGGAUUCUGGGGGAUAAAGACCUACUCCUGAUAUUCCCAGAAGUGAUGUAUGAUUUGUGUUUUAUUCUUGUGUCUGUACAAAUAUUAGCCAUAAGCCAGACCGGACAAUUGGUUUCUCUAACCCCUCCUAAAAGCACUGAAAUCCGAAAACCUAUUUCAUGAUCUAAUCUUACUAUAGAAAAAGUUUGUAGUUAUUGCUCUUAUACGCCACUGUGUUAGUACUAUUUUUAUAUUCUGUAAUAGGUGGCAACAAUUACCCAAUAUUGAGUAAUCUCAUACUGAUUUGCACCCUCUCCCAUCGUGUUUGUUCUUGUUUUCAUUGUGGUCCUUCUCAAGGGUGGAUCCGGUUAGAGAACCAAAUUGAACCUGUGAGUGUUUGCUUUUGAAGUCACUGGGUUUCUGGUUUUAGAUCUGAAUAUGUAGCAACAAUUGGUAUAAACUUUUUCUGGUUCCUCCUUGAAAACGGUUGUUUUGGUU